CUGCGUGCUGCGUAGGGAAAACACGUUCAUGUGUGUGAUAUCGCAUUUUCGUCGGAUAAAAUCACGAGCCCUGCUCAAGAACGCUGUGUCGCCCUGUGUUGUGAUGUGCUAGAACGACCCCAAUCAAAAUGCGACCCUAUCUAAGGAAAAUAGUGACGCUCUUGACCGGUAAGCAAUCCAGUUACACCAGGUUGGGCAGGUCCACGAUGAAGAGAACGGGGAUAUCGUGGAUCACCGCGGUUUUUUCGAAAAAAAAGGGUGACGCUUUUUGAAAAAUGCCCGUCUAGUGUUGAAUUUCGGAAUGGGGGACGACAGUUCACCAGAUCUGAGCCUGAAGUUGCGGAGGGGUUCCAGCGAUUCCAGGGAUUCCUUCUAUUUGGAUUUGGACAAAGGAAUUGAUUCCGAUAUCGAGGAGGUGGCAACCACAUCGGCCGCUGACGGGGGCGAUGUUACUGCAACCCCAACAAUUACUGGGGGGUUGAGCAUCCUGCAGGAAUCCAGCUGGCCAACAAUUCCUCCUCAGAAUAUGAGUGGAGGAAGUAAGAGUACAGUUGAAGAGCCUCACAUGCCUUCAAUGGCUUCCCCCUCUGGUAUUAUUGCCUCACCGGAGUCCUUCAGCCACCCUUCCUAUCCAGUGAAAUGUGACAAGCACAGUGCCAAAGUUCAAAUUCAUUCCUCGACAACGAAAUCCGAGCCACUUGCUGUAACACCGUUGAAUUUCUACACCCCUUAUAAUUUGAGCAGGAGAUUGUCCAGGGCGGAAAAACAGAGUGAAUGGAGGCAACUUGGAACAGACGCCCUAACAACGACUCUUUCGGCCUUGUACGGGAAGCUGCUGGUGGUUAUGGGAACGGCUUUUCCGAUGGCAGAAGUCAUUUCCACCUACGUCCCACCCUCGUUCUACGAAGCCUACUACAUCUAUCUUUACGUCGGCAGCAUGCUCUUUCUGUUCUACAUGUCCUGCGUCAUUCUCAAGGAGAAAAGAAAACGGAAGGAGGAGGACCUGAAGGAGAAAGAUGUAGAAAAAGAUGGUGAAAGUACAAUGUCAGAUGAAGAAUCGGAUGAAGUCAGUGGGGAAUCUUCAAGCACCACUUCUUAUAGGCAUAGAAAAACAUCUCUCAUGGAAGAUCCUAAACAGCAUCACUAUGGAAGCUUUUAUCUUAGAAUGGGAGCAGUAGCCUUUGGUAUCGGAAGUAUGAUUUAUUCUGGUUUGGAAUUCGGACAAUAUUUCGAAUUAGAAAGUAACACCAAAUGCCACAAUAUUUUCAUAGCCCUCACUCCAAUCACAAGAAUGGCCUUUAUUUUUAUACAAAUGUAUUUUAUAUUCCUAAACAACGAACAGAUGGGUGUAUGCAAGAGCAAAGUAAUGGCAAAAUUCGGCCUUAUGCACAUGAUUGGUACAAAUUUAUCCGUCUGGCUCAACGUGCUCGUCCAAGAAACAAAACACGAAAUCCUGACGUUCUACAAUCCAGAAAACAACUCGCUGAGGAUAUCCCACAGGAUCCCCUACAAAAGCGAUAUACUUUUAGGUCUUCCAGCGGUCACCAUGGACCAUCCUCCUGAGACUCACGGUCAUCACAUCGUAGCUAGAGGUUUGAAAGGUCCGCAUCAUUUGUACGAAUGUAGGCGGACUAAUAUCAUAGGCUCAUUGGUGCAGGACGCGUCUCCUUUUUUGUUCCCUUGCACCAUAGAGUACAGCCUGAUAUGUGCUGCGAUUUUAUAUGUGAUGUGGAGGAAUAUCUCCAAGCUUCCCAUCUUGGGAUCAGCAGCCAAAGCUAAGGCUGAAUUGUCAAACUCGUACAAAAAAAGCCCACAUCAUUAUUCCGUGGAUUGCGCUAGGGCUCAUAAAGGUCUAUUCGUUGGUAUCUUACUGCUGGUACUCACCAUCAUAUCCCUCAUAUUGUUUUUCGUCUUGAUUUCACGCCCAGAAUUCGUUGGUUUAGCAGUCAUUGAAGUGAAUAUUUGCGAAUUGACGUUAUACGGAUUGACAACGUUGGCAUCACUUAUUGGUAUGUGGCAGGUCCGCCAACUGAAGUAUGACGGCAGUAAAAAUCUACAUUUGGAUAACAUCCUCCUAGUUGGCGCCCAAACGGGCAUGUUUAUAUACAGUACAUUCACAAUAAUAGGUGGACAGUUCACGAUUCAGCGCAAUACGGUUUUAGUUCUAGUGACAGCUUUGACGUCCCUCCUUCAGACGACCUGUCAAACUAUAUUCAUCUUGGACGCAUCGAGAAGAACUUGCGCCACUUCGGAACAAAUCAAAAAGAAGCCUGGCCGACAGAUUGUUACUUUUCUGUUGGUAACGAAUCUAGCCAUGUGGGCCAUCAAUACUUUGGAGAAGUCAAGAGCUGAAUCUCAUCCUAUCCAGCUACAUUUUUACGGGCUCUGGGCUUGGACUAUUAUAACGCACGCUGCUAUGCCCCUAGCGAUUUUUUACAGGUUUCACUCCACAGUCUGCCUAUGCGAAAUCUGGAAAAGGGCUUACAAGAUGAAGCCUACGUAUAUGUGAACUGCAGGAAGUUGAGGAGUUGGAAUUCUAGUCAUUUGCGGUGGUUCGAAAUUGAAACUACUUGUUGCUCUAAAAGGGUUUGCCAACUGUGGAAUAGCUUAUACAGUGCUAGUCCCUAAUAUGAAAUAAAUUCAUUCAAUCAAAAAGUGUUAUUUCGUUUUUAAAUAUGCUUGGACAGAUCGAUUAAUAUUUAAAUUUGCUCCCUCUUUGAUGUGAAAAAAUGUCAAAUGGCUGUGUCCCAAAUUUGAGAUACUGCAUAUUCUUUUUUCACCCUCUACGUGAAUUUUCAUAGAGUAGAGUCAUUUGGGCACUUGGAAAAAUGGCUGUUCUUGUAUUAUUGACUGACACGUAUUCAAGAAUUCAACCAAAUUGAACAAUAGCAAUAAGGAAAAUUUGAAGUUUGUUGAUGAGGUGAAUAAUCCGGAUUUAGGUGAAAUUUCAUCAGCGGUUUGAUGACGAAAGCUAUAAGUUAUUCUCGUACACAAUUUCCUAAUUUAAAAUGUAUAAAAACAACGACUUAACAUGUGUUGUUUUUGUAGUUGAAAACAAAUGGAAGAACACGAGAAAAUAUCAAAUAGUUAAACGAAAUAAUAAGAAUUUAUCACAAAAUUUUCUUCUACGAAGAAUGUUAAACGUUUGGAAUAAAUCCAGAAAAAAGAUCAUUUCCAGGAAAUCUGAGCUGAAAAGGAAAAUUGCUUUCAAAAGUAGGGACGACUUUGAGGUUUUCUUGAUUCUAUAUCAUAACUUGCAUUUCUGGAAAUAGCAAUACCUACAGCUCAAUAAUUCGGCCCAUGAAAAAUUUUUGAGAAAAAGCAUAAUUUUCAAAAUAUUUCACAUUAAUCCAAAACAUGUACCUGCAUCGCAUAAAUUCUCAGGAAGAAUGCACACCAUUUACGUAUGAAAUCUGGGAACAAUAUACUCAAUGAUUUAAAUAUCAGUGCAAGAUGUACCUCUCACUUUCGUAUUAGUGUAAAGUAUAUUUUCGAAUUUUUAUAAAAUUGAUGAUGUUACUGUAUUUUGCUCAUUAACUAAAAACCAAUAUUUUAUAUACUUAAUCAAAGCUCAAUAUGUACAGUAUUUCAUAACUGAAUAUGUAUAUCAAUCAAUAUGUAAAUAGGUAUCGAAAUUAUUAUACUCAAUAAUCUUCAAAAGUUCAAAGAGAAAUUCGGAAAAUGUUUACAUCAUUUUCGUAUACACGAAAUCUAUUUAAUUGUAAAAAAAUUCGAUUUUUUCCUAUUUUCAUGAACUUUUCUGCUGUGUAUAGCGUCAGUUAUAAUUAUUGUUGUUUUUGAUGAAAAUCAAGGAAAUUGGGAUAAUUAUUCCUAGUAUACCUAAAAUGUUGCUGCAAUUGCAUGGGAAUAAUUUUUUCGAGAAAUUUGUACCGGUAUCAGAACAAAUUUUGUUCACCAACUCGUAAAAUAUCGUGUAUUUUAUAUUUUAGUGUUGGGAUUACGAAAUAAGCAGUAUUCAGAAUUUUAUUGUUUCAUUUUUUAUAUAUUUAAGGGAACAUUAUAUAUUUCCCGUAUUUUAUACUUUGAGUACUUUGAUAUAAAUAUUCAUAUUAACAGUUAUUCCUAAAUAUUGUGUCCAUUUGAAUUAUCGGUGAUGUACAAUUUGUUGUGCCAUAAUGUUUAUUUGAGAUAUAUUAGCUUGUUGUGGAUAUUUUAGCUAGGUUUACAUAAUUCGUUAUUGUUACACUGUUUCAUUAUUCAUAUUAAUAUUAAUUUGUUCAUGAAUGUGGAUGUUACUCGUAGCUUUAAUUAU
Messenger RNA from Coccinella septempunctata (seven-spotted ladybird), 4273 nucleotides. RefSeq names its product proton channel OtopLc. Lineage: Eukaryota; Metazoa; Arthropoda; Insecta; Coleoptera; Coccinellidae. Gene Ontology annotation, biological process: proton transmembrane transport. The transcript is spliced from 7 exons. Gene Ontology annotation, cellular component: membrane. Bases 302 to 2509 code for a protein of 735 amino acids. The record is from RefSeq and is a predicted model, not a curated record. Gene Ontology annotation, molecular function: proton channel activity.